GCGCCCCAGCCAGCGCCCCUGGCCAGAUGCGACCCCAGCUGACGGCCCCUCCCCGUCCCACUCGGCGCCAGGCUCACCCCGCUGAUGGACCGGAGCAAGCCGCGGCUGCUGCUGGCCGGACUCUGGGUCGCUGCCCUCCUGCUGCCGGGCGAGUGCGGCCCCCCGCUGCCGGCCGCCCCCUCGCCCGCGCUGCCGGCCCCGCUGCUGGAGGCGGAGCAGGAGCAGGGCUACUACCUGCAGCAGCUCUUCGGGCAGUACGGGGAGAACGGCACCUUGUCCUUCCACGGCCUCGCCCGCCUGCUGCGGAGCCUGGGGCUGGGCCAGGUGCAGGUGAUGGAGACCGAGCACUCGGCGCUGGGCCACGGGCACAAGCAGCACCGGCAUCCGCACUCGGCCCGGGGGCACGCCGGGGCGGAGCCGCCCAGCCGGGGCCCCGAGGUGCAGAGAGAGAACGGCACCUCCAGGCCGGGAUCCCCUGGAAGGAACCAGCCAGAGACGGUCCGGCCGCCCCAGGCUGACCCGCCGCCCCAGCCGCCAGCCGCCUCCGGGGGCACCCGCCCGCCCUUGGACACAGAAGGGCCCAGCGCCACCUGCGCCCCAGGGCACCCUGGGAGCAGAAGAGACCCUGUCCAGGCCCCCCCAGCCCUGCCCCGCCUGACCCUGCUGGAGAGGGUGCUGGCCCUGGACCACUCCGUCACGGACCACCUGCACGAGGAUUGUCUCAACGGGACGCAGCUGCUGGUGAACUUCGGGCUGAACUCCGUCUCCAAGAUCACGCCCGAGCAGUUCACGCUGCUGUGCCCGGCCCUGCUCUACCAGAUCGACAGCCGGGUCUGCAUCCGGCACUACGACCAGCUGACGCCGGAGCCCCUGGGGGGAGCGCUGUGGCCAGUUCUGGGCUGGGGCUUCCUGGCCAUCACGCUGAUCAGUCUGCCCUCGGCGCUGGCUCUCCUCCUGGUGCCCUGGCUCGGCCAAGCCUGCGGCCGUCUCCUGCUGGCCUUCCUGGUGGCGCUGGCCGUGGGGACGCUGUGCGGGGACGCCCUGCUUCACCUGUGGCCGCAUGCCCAAGGGAGCCACCAGGAGACGCCGCUGGAGCGCCAGGACUCGGUGCUGAAGGGACUGUCGGUCCUGGGGGGCAUUUACCUCUUGUUCCUCAUCGAGCACCUCCUGGGCACGCUGAAGCAGAGACAGAGGCUGCCGAGCCGUGCCGCGGGAAGGAGCCCCAGGAGCCCCUCUCUGGAUGCAGAUGGGAGCUGCAACUUGACCCUGCAGGUGUCGGCUCCUUCCCCAGGCACUGAAGCUGAAUCGCAGCAUCUUACAGCCCCGGGGCCGCGCAGCGACAGCCCCACCUGGGGAGAGGAGGGGGCGAGGCAGCCAGUGCCAGGAGCGGACGGACCGACGGAAGAGCUGAGCCACCACGGACACUCGCACAGCCCGGCGGCCGGCAUAGCCGACAUCGCCUGGAUGGUGAUCCUGGGGGACGGGAUACACAACCUGACGGAUGGGCUGGCCAUCGGGGCUGCGUUUUCCGACGGCGUCUCCAGCGGGUUGAGCACUGCCCUGGCUGUCUUCUGCCAUGAGCUGCCCCACGAGCUUGGUGACUUCGCCUUGCUGCUGCAGACUGGCCUGCCAGUCAAGAGGGUGCUUCUCUCCAACCUCAUGUCAGCCUUGCUGGCAUAUCUGGGCAUGGCAGUGGGCACGGCCCUCAGCCAGGGUGCCUCGCCCAUCACCCCCUGGAUCUUCUCCAUCACAGCGGGCAUCUUUCUCUACGUGGCGCUGGUGGACAUGCUGCCUGAAAUGCUGCGGCAAAGCUCCAGUGGGAGCCCGAAGGGGCCUGUGACGUAUUUCGCCCUCCAGAACCUGGGCUUUCUCCUGGGAGCGGCCAUCAUGAUGUGCAUCGCCCUCUUCGAAGGGCAGAUGAGCUUCCAUGUGGCUCUGUAACCCGGGGGCACCCGCACGGCUUGCCAAACUCGGGUGGGGCAGGGCCAAGGUUAUGGGCACCCCCUGCCCCAUGGCUGUUAGCUGCUUCGCAGAGAACUAGGACCCCUGGACGCUCUUCCUGCUGACGGCAGAUGCAUGACACCCUGGGCAGCCCCCCACUCUGCUCCACGUCCCCCGGGGGCAAGCACGGGUCGUAACUCAGUGGGGCCCUGAGCUGACUAGUGUGGGUGAGGGGCAGCAUUUUGCUGUUCAGUACAGGGAGAGCGUGUGGACAGCGCAAUCCCCUACCCCCGCUUUCCAAAAUCCACCUUCUGUCAGGACACUUCAGUUCAGAUUCUCAGCAUUUGCCCGACGUUUCGGUAUGUCGAGUGCACAAGACCAGGCUGAAAACAGCCCAGCGGCCCUCAAGCCACCUGGCCCCCAAGUGACCUGAGCAAGUCUCGGCGUUUGAGAGAGGAAAACGCAGCUGAUGUGUGGGUGAUUUGGGGGUGGGGUACAGGAGACGUCGCUAAAGGGGGCAGAACUGAGCAUUUUGGAGACGGGGGAAGCGCCAGAGUCUGAUGGGAGGCCACAGCCCAGUGCCCCACGCAGAGUGUGUGUUCGUCGCCGGGAGGAGACAUUCAGCGGGGGAGCGGACACGGGAACUCUUACCUUCACCAUCGUCCGGGGACAAGCAGCAACACUCCUCACUCCUUCCGCUCCCCUGCCUGGGACGGAGCCUCUGAAAUCCGCUGGGCAGCUAACGGUUUAACCGAAUGGAACAAAAAGCCACCCCCACGCCUGCCCAUUGAAGCUCUGGUCCUGCCCGCGUUAGAUUCUGCUGAGCGUUACAUUGGCAGACCAGUUUCCCCGCCUAGCCUCUGCCAAUAGCUUCUGUAAGGCAUAAAUCCAGUUUAAUUGGACGGGGGGGCAGGAGUUCUGUUCCCAGCUCUGCCACUGACUUGCUGGGUGAACUUGGGCAACUCACCCACCCUCAUACCUCAGUUUCCCCAUCUGUAAAACAGACAUGAUGAUUCUGCCCUGCUUUGAGAUCUAAUCUACAGCUGAAAAGCACAGCAAGAGAGCCAGACCCCCCAGGCCCGAUCCCAACGGCGCUAACCCCCAGGGGCAGGCAGUGGGAAAGGAGAACGGGAGAAGAAGUAGAAGCAAUAGCAUUUUAAUAAACAUAAUUGAUUCAAAGCCACAAUAUGAAGAACAGGACUUAGUUGCAGCAUACAUUGUAUAAAAUAGAUCAAGUCUGAAUGCUUUUAUUUUUGUUAUUUUUAGUCCACCCCCCCCCCAACUGAUGCAGGAUUUUUCAAAAUACAUACAUGGAACAUCUCAGACAAAAAGGAACCGGUCACUAGGCUCGCACGUAGGAGUGGGAACAAGGCAAAGGGGUGGCACUCAUGUUGUGGGGAUGGAUGGCUUCUUGGUUUGUUUCCUUAUUUAAUUUCACAGCCCCACGAGGGGGUUUAACAGCUUUGGGUUUCUCUUGAAGAAUAGGAUUUUUUUUUUUUUUUAAAUUUCCUCCACAGAGACAAGUGCUUUGUUGGUCAGGACUUGAUUUUGGCACCCCCCUGGGUGCCAGGUUGUAUGGGAGGGGAGAGAAACCAGCUGCUAAGAUGAAACCGGCGUGGCUCCAAUCUUGCCAAGCCAGGCACCGCAGCCUCUCGCCCCUGGGCUGUGUGUGGGGGUACCUAGGAGAGGGUUUCACACUUUUUUUCUUUUUAAAUUUUAAUUGCACAUCAAAACUCUGCUGUGUUUCACGCCGCGUCCCCCCAGGGUCCCUUGCACCUCUGCCAGUAAAGCAGAGCUGCCCUGAUACUCCGCCCGCCCAUCCGUCAACCAGAAGGACAGUUUUUGUGCUUUAAACCAGCGGAGGAAGGAAGAAUGAACUGGUUCAGGGGGGCAGAAAUACAGUUGGAGUCUCUUCCAAAGAUUGGUCCAGGACCUGCCCAUAUACCUGCCCUCUGCUGAUAUUGCAGGGGGGAGAAGAUGGCCGCAGCAUGUUUCACAGAGCACUCCUGUGGGAAUACUCUAGUAUCUCAGACAUCUAUAGUUCACACACUCGCCUCUCCCCUACCUGCUGAAAUUAAAAGGUGUUCCAAUUAAGUUGCCCUGCAACAUGACCUCCAAUUAAGGCCUCUGUCUAUUAGGAACAAGAUCACCACCACACUGGGUUUUGCUCAGCAGGUUCCAGAUUCAGUGCUCUGAAGGGGAAAAAUUCCAGGGAACAAAAAGUCCCUUUUAUUUCAGACCCAAACCCAAACCCAGCAGCUGUUAAAUACAAUAAGCAAACAGAUCAAUCGAGCAGAGGCCACUGCAAACCCCAGCACCGGUGGGUGUCAGUGCUUUCCAGGAAGGGUAACGUGACGCAGGGGGGCUGUGGCAAAUGAGAGUUCUUGGUGGAAAUUUCCCGCCCAGCUCUUUGGCUGGAUCUGCCCUGCCCCAGCAACGCAGCCAGCUGCUUGGAAUGUCAGGAAUUUGUCAGCCCUAGGAUCUGGGGGGUGGGAUUUUAGAGGCAAGAAAGCAUUCUACACAUCCGUGAGCCAUUCUGUUUAUUGCAAGAGGUAGGUGUGAACAGUGCAGUGAAGUCUAAAAUUAGAAAGCUUUUUUGUAUUUCCAACCAUCUCAAACACACAAUGCCCCCGCCCCCGAGGACGUAAAAUUCACACACAAUGCAGCCACCUCCCCGCCACAUGGACACAAACACACCCCAAUCCUCCCGCAGUGACUGAUCGGGUUCCCACUGGCUAAGUUCUAGCUCCAAUUCAGUUCAGACAGGUCCCAAAUUUACCUGACUGAACUGAACUGAAAAUGCUUGGGGGGGGGGGGGGAAACACAUCCAAGCAUCUGCCCUAUGCUCACUCACGCUGGGGACACCUGUUUAAAGUGCACACACUCAGGGCAAACCAGCUUCUGGGGGCCAGGUAGGGAGCCCCUCCUAGUGCUCUCAAUUUGGGAGCAGUGCUGAGCUAACUCCUCUAAGGGGAAGGGUUAAAGGGGAGCUGUAAGCCCCCCCCCCCCAAUGAAUAACCCUCUCCUUAGAGUUCCUUGGAUCUUCCAGCUGGGUCGGCCCAGCGCUUUGGCAUCUGUGCAGCCGGAAAUGGAAACCACAAGAACACGAGUGUGAAAGAGGCCAGGAAAACACCCCCAAGCCUAAAAUCUCAAAGCGCUGAGCCCCCCAAACCCCACCGGAGCCAACAAGCCUCGAAACUGGAAUGGAACACACAUGCUGCUAGAAAUCACAGGGGUGCUUUCAGCCUAUUGCCAGUAGGUCCCGUGGGUGCUGGCUCCCCUGGCCUCCUUCAGACUGCAGAGGGGAACUUAGUGUCUGAGGUGACACCACCCUGCCCGCUCAGCCAGCCCAGUACGAAAUGGACUCGCCCCGCCUGUAAACACAACAAGCCUGUGCGACGCUGCUGCAACACCACAAAGCCACACCGAUCUACCGACCUGGGCUGAGACGCUUACUCCCGCCUCCCCGCUUCUGCCUCAUCCACACAAGCUGUGGAAACUCUUGGCGCCUUGUCUCCCGCAUGCAGCACUUAUGGGUCAAGGCGGCGGCAAGUCAAUUUCAGUCAGCACCAUCUUUGUCCCCUCUGGGGGCUGGAGCCGCCACUCGCCCUCUAGGUGAAUUUACUCCCUGAAGCCCAGAACAACUUUGGGUCUGGAACAUGCAUCUUCGAACAGUCCGCAAUAUCACCUGCCGGCAAACUGGCUCCCGAACCGGAGCACGACUUGCUGACUUCGGGGCCAUGACAGGAGAAGCGGAGGCAAAGAAAGUCAGGGGUCCAGGGUGUAAGGAUGAGUUCUCUCCCAGCUGCACUAAGCCAGUCGAAGUCAGAAUGUGUUAAAAGCACCAUCCUCCAUGUUACCCUGACCCCCUAAAGGCAGAAAAAUCAGUCGACGCAGGAUGCACUUCUCACAUUAAAGGCAACCAUGGUGGCAAUCAGCUCAUGCCGAUGCUGCCUAUGGGCAAAAUUUGGGGGAAAAAAAAUCCCCCGGCUGCCCAUAUUAAUCAAACUGUAUUGACUAGAAACUCACCGAACGCGGGUCUAAACAUCCACGGACAGCAACUGCCAGGUAAGGGGAGAGGAAUGAGAAAUGGCUGCAGAGAGAUUCAAGUCAAAACCACAUGCCACGUUUCUGCUCUAGGACAAGAGGUGUCUCGUCUGGGGGCUGGGGGGCUGGGGAGUGCAGAUCCACCCCCAGCAAUGGACAGGCACGUCAUGCAUCUCACACGACAGCACGUUCUAUGAACCAGAUGCACAAGACGCGUUUGUUACAGGACAUAAACAACACACCGAAACACUGUACAUGCGGUCACACACCACACGGGGGUAUUGUCGGGGGGCAUCCGGAGAGUGAUGCGUAUUGUAUUGAUCUUGGUUUCAGCAUGCCCUGAAGGGGCUAGUAAGAGACAGGAGACUCCAGCAGUGAAGGCUCAGGGAACUGGGACUGAAAUUAUCUAAGUUCUACAGUGAACGUUACGGUUCCAACUGCAAUUCCAGCAGGUGGCCAGGAUCUUCCUUCCCAGCCUGCCUUCCUCUCCACCCAAAUUCCCAGCCAGCACCUGCACUUUCAGAGAGAACUUUCGUGAAUUCCAACUGCUGCCCAAGUAGAGCGCGGACCGAAGAACCUGCAAGGCUCAUCCAAUGUCUAUUGCUUUAGUGAGAGAGAUGUUGGAGGGGACAGUUCUGGCAGACUGCCCCCUCCCUCCCCAUUUUGGCACAUCUGCGACAAACAGAACAUAAGGAAAUAAAGUUACUCCCAUUUCCCCCCCCCCCCGUUUUCAGAUUCACUUAUUUAGCAGGAGUAACUACAGCAACCAAACUUGGAGAAUUCCUUAAAAAUCCAGUUCCUAACAGGCCUGCAAUAGAGCAGCUACAAUGCAGAAACAAGGGAAAGGGGCAAGGGGCUGGCCAGAGGGUUAUUUAACCAAUACUGAGGCUACAAGGCAAGAUUUUUGGGUCGGGGCAGGGGAGGGACACACGGGUCAGGAAAAUACACAGAGAUUGUCAAGACUGAACAGGUCCAAAAGCAGGAAUUCUGAAGGUAGGUUGCUAGAGAUCAACAAACCCAACGGGAGAUGGGAUGUAAUUCAUUUUUCCUAAGCAGACAGAGUGAGCAUAAACUUUAAAACUCUCCUCUCCAAUCAGGUACAGCAGGAAGAAAAGGAUAGCGAAAAACUAACCGCUUGAUUUAAGAGAGGUCUUGAAAGUGCUUUGAUUUGGAAUCUUACUUUAUAUCUAAGCAAGUUACUGGCAAGAUGCACAUGGGGCAUGAUUCCAAUCUUCAAGCAGAAGGAUUGGAGGAUCCAGGGCAUUCGGUUACCCGUGCUAAAUAGCAAAGUUGGAGUCUUGUAAACAAAACACACCCCUCAACUCUCUGCCCUUUCCCCAGUCACUUCUGCUUAUCCCCAGUCACACAGCAAAGCCUGGUGUCAAACCCAGUGCUAGUCAUGUUAGAGGUUUCUCAGGCAAGUUUACAGGAACAGUUUUGCAGAGCAGUGUUAAUCUUGCUAGAGGUCACUCAUAGGAGCAUGAUUCUCUGACAAAAUCCCCUUCUCUGCAGGCAUGUCAGGGAAACGGUACCAUUAACAAGGAGUGUUUGAAGGGACACUGAGGACUACAAAUCUAGUCAAUUUCAAACCAAAAAUGUCAAGUAGUUUCAUGUCCCACAGCUGCCCCUGAGCUCCCAUGGCAGGUUUUGUGGUCUCACCACCAUAUUUUUUCUCUUUAAAGAAUGCUUUUCUCUCCUCCACACAAACAGAAGAAACCGACCGGACUCAACCAGCUGGAACCAAAGAGAGAAAUACAGUCUUCUUCUAAUCUGUGUUAUAAUCAUCAUGGGUGAAAUUGACUUAAGCAGCGCAAAGACCUCCUACUGACUUUCGGCACAGGGUGAAACUCUGGAACAAAGCAAGUAAAGAAAGCAGGUUAAAGACAGAAGCAUACUUUUUAAGUGGGCGCUGCUCCUCUAAACACUGGGUUCUGGUUCCAUGUGGACAGCAAAUAUGCUUUGCCCAUCUAUCUGCUACCAGCUCUUUUUGAGAGAGGAAUUUAGUGGCAUGGCUAAAGACGUCUCUAAGAGAGAACGCAGCUUGGGAGGAAACAAGAUUCCUGCUACAUAUUGCUGGCUUUCAUCUUUGAUUUUUAAAUACCUCCUUAAAAGAAGGAAGCAGGAGAAAGCUAUAAGGAUCCCUAAGGCCAAAAAUAAAAUAGAAACUUGACAGAUCUGUAAGGAUGAGACAAACCCUAACAUCCAGAACAGUUCUGGUAAUCAGAAGUUUCCCUAGCAUGCUGAGUGGGGGGUGGGGGUGGGGGGGAUGGAGAAGAUGCUGAUCUGACAGAGUGGGAAGUUAAGCUGACGCAGGACAGAGAGACAGGGCACUUGACACAUCCUCCAGGGACAGAGGAGCCUUUUAAUUUUUGGUUUUAAGAGGGGGCAGGAUACAGACUUAGAAAAAAAUCCAAACCCAAAUAAAAAACAAACAUUCUCAAAGGAGGGGAGAUAGAAGCUGGCACAUCGCUAUUUUCAGUGCAAUUUUCAAUCCUGUAUUUACACGAUACAAAUUCUAGUGCGUGACAACAAGAAGCAGCUACAGACUCCUAACACACUAUGCUUCAGUUAAGCCCACCUGCACAUGGUCGCUUGCUGUAAGCAGCAACGGCCCUGCGUUCUAGCGCAAGCUGCCGAUACUGCACUGAAUAAGGGGCAAACCUGCCGAGCACGCAUCGGCUUGGCCAUUUAAUCCAGCGCUGACAAGGUUUGACUCAAUGCACCGCCUUGGAUGGCAAAGCAGUGCGUUUGGAAACACGGCAUGACUACAGACCACAUAUACUACUGCAGCCCCUGCAAAAAAGCAGCGUGGGGGAGAAGGGGCCCUUCAGGUUGGGGGCUAUGGACCUUCUCAGCGACAUUUUCCCCUCAGAAGCAUCCCAAAGUUGUGGGUUGGUUUUGUUUUUUUGCAGCGUCUAAAUUCAGAUGCAAUCAUGUCGCAAAGCCAGUUGUGCUGCCGAUCUGUUAGCAACGCACCCCAAAUCCCUGAUGUUAAAGAGCUCUAUGUUUCCUCAGGCCAACGACUUGGGGGAGCUGAGAGGCAAUGCUAGGACCCCCAAAGGGGUGAACUCUGGUUGAUCAGGCUGCAAAAUCUGUUCCCUCUAUCUCGUGUGUGUGCGUUGGGGGGGGGGGGGACCAUCCAACUAUUCAACCCAACCUGCCAGAAACCCCUUUACAUCCAGGUGGGGUUUUUGGUCUAUCUUUGGUGCCUGCUUUUAUUUGUGGGAGGCUAAAAGAGAAGGAAAAUCAUUGUAGAUUUCCACUCUCCAUUUUUCCAUAUACCCUCCAAAACCUUCCACCUCCACCGGGGGGAAGGGCCUCUCCACCCCCUUUAUCACCCCCAUCUAUUUAUUUUAAAUCUACAGUGAACCAUAAUGAACCAAAAAAAAAAAAAAGCAAGAGUUCAAAGCGACCUUGGACUGUUGGGGCCAGAGACAGGGGUUCUGCCCCCUCUAUCGAUAGAAGAUUGACCUGGUUGUCCUUCCCUACCCUCGCCCAUGCUGCAAGGCAUGUGGUGGCAAAAAGGUUUUGCAGUUUCUAGAUUCCCCGGAACUUUUGGGCUGCCUGAUGCGGUUUUAAGAAAAGACCCUUGGGCCAAGCGGGGGCUCACAGCUUAACGUCGCCUGCUAUCUCCAAACUGCAGAAAGAAACAGUGAGAGCGGGGAGAAGAGCGCGAGGGAGAAUCCUACAGAGCAAGGAGGGGGCAAGUUGUCAGAUUCAAAUGCCGGCAGGCCCCUGUUCGGAGCCCACUGCGCUUCGGGCCAUGGUUCUCCCCGAAACGCCAAACCCCCCCUCACCUCCACCCCAUCCACACACCCAAGGAAUUGACAGUUCCAAACAACUUCCAAACACUCCCCCGCCCCCAGCAAAAAACUAAAAAUGAAAAGAGCAGCCGUUUUGGUUAGUACCUUCAAGUAGAUCAACAAGAAAAAGACUUUUCGAAAUGGAGACAGAUUUCAAAACAGAAAUCUGGUUCCAUUAGAAUGCCCUCUUGCCCACCAGAUCCGCAACGCUCACGUGGGGAUGGGGUGAGGGGGCAGUUCCAAGGGACCCAGACCCCCCACUUCCUUCCCCUGAAUAUUGGAUAAGGCGCACAGUAUCACCCCAGAGGGAUGCUCGAACUGAAGAACUGGCCUUUUUUUUUUUUGGUCAUCUCCUAAUGUUCCUUGCAUGCAUCACCGUAGGUCGCGUAUUGCUUUUAUGGGACACUUCUCUUCCGAACAAGCCGGAUUUCACAGUAGUGCAAAUUCAGACACAGGACACAAAAGGCAAAGCUACCAAAACUUCUACAGUGGUUUGGGGCAUGUGGCUAACUCCCUUCUUCACUGCUGUGGGUUGUGCCUCUGGUGAGAGGGAGAGAUGAGUGCGGGGGUGGUACGUGGGAGUUUUCUCCAGCACAUUGCCCCAGUGACAGGGCUUGAAAAUCCAAAAGCUAGUGGUGUAUCCAGAGACUCCGUCUAGCAAAGAAACAGAGCCAGGUACGGCGGGGCUGACCAUGGUGCCUCAGAAACCGAGAACCCACUGGCACCCAGGAGAUGCAGCCGCUUUCUCCUCUAACAUUCAAAGGACAAUAGGGAAAAUGGUCAAACGUUCACACUUGGGUCCCGCAGUGCAAGAGACAGAAGGGCUGGGGUGGUUUCUGGACCCAUUCCGUUCUCAGGGAGAAGUUCAACCCAGCUCCUAAGGAAGAGCUGCUCUCGGCUCCAUGCAGAACAUGAAGGUCUGCAAGGGCCACCAGCCCUUUGGUUGCCAGACUCCACCCGACACCUUUACGCCAGGGUGCCCAGUUUGCCAAUCUGAUUUACUUUCCUGGCUGUUUGGCAGAGGACUCGAAUGGGACCUCUCCUCUGAAAGGUCUGUGCUCCAGGGCCACCUGCCUCCCAGGAGCUAAGGCAGCAGAACACAACAGCCUCUCUCCUGGGAAGGGGAGAGGAGACAUCACUACCAGGGAAGGUAAACUGGAUUUAAAGGUACCUCUCCUUUGUAAGCAGGCCAAGAAACAGCUUGUUCUCUCCCACUUUAAGCAGCUUCACUCUCUUGGCAGCAUUUUUGCUACCUUAGCUCAAUGAACAACCCCCACCAGAGAUUUCAUCCUUGAGCUAGAAUAGUCAUGUAGCACCUCACGGGAAGAGAAAGGAGCCCGAGGCACGAGAAGACAAGAAACAUUACAGCCCAUCCCUUUACAGAGUCCAGACGAGUAUCGGGCCUCUGCCAACCAUCGCUAACCACACUCAGAUGGCCUACACGGGCAGUGUGCCAGGAAAGCCCCCCAUCCACCGAACGCGGAUCCCAGAAACACUGUGGCCCCACAAAAACCGAGUGCAGAGCACCAAAGAAACGGCAAUUUUGAUCUUUCCAUGCAGAGUGAGUGGUGUCCUCUGCUCUUUGAGAGCACAGAUUGGAAGCAAGCUGGCAUGGUAGCUUUAAACCAGCUCCUCCUGCUCCUGUCUGUACUUAUAUAAAAGAGAGAGCAUUACAGUUUGGUUCUGAUCAAGUGCUUUAUAAAUGCCCAGCACAGGUGAAAUUGCAUACUGAUUCUUAAAACCACGGUGGCCACUGGGGCUCAUUUGCUUAAUUCGUUUCAAGCUGACGAACAAUAGUUAAGAUUGGAUUUAAUAAGGCUAUUUCCCCCCCGUCCUUCUCCUUUGCAUCGGAAGUGAACUGGAAAAGACACACACGCACGCACCCAGACACACACACAUGCGCUGGAAAACCAAGACACAGAAGAGGAAGAGUUGUUUAUACCUGACUGGUGAUGAGGUCUGUCCUAUCUUAUUCAAAGAAAUGCUUUAUGUGCAUAAUAUACAGAGGUGCAGCAUUUACACAUAGGAUAUUGUAAAGACACUGAGAGCUUGCUACAGAUGCCUUAAAAGUCCUUAAAGGUGUAUUCCCCCAACCCACUCCCUUUGGAUUCUAGUUGGUUUUUUUCACAUUGUAUCUUUAAGGACAUUAAGUUUGACUAAAUAUUCAUGAUCCAAAUGGAGCCAUCACUUUAAAUUUCAAAGAGUUCCUUUCCUCCCUGUUGUCUCCCCCUUUUGCUUCAGCUGAAAAGUUUUACAUCACACCCCAUUCCCCAAAAAAUGUGCCCAGUUUUUACUUCCUGCUGGCGGUUUCUGAUUUUCAACACACCCCCAGUGGUGCUGAACCCAGAUGAGUUCAACCAGGAGAAGAGGUUCAAACAGCUUUUUGCGGCCGCAAACCCCUGAACCCGAACGGUCCAUGUUUUCACGACCGCGAUCUCAAAUGGAGGGUUGGGUUUUUCCUUUGGUUUCUUAUUGAAGGCAAAGGUGAGAGCAGGGCUUACAGUGUGAAUGGAACAGAAAAGACCGCUGACAUUCACAACUGGGGGUGUGGAGGGGGCGGGGGGGGGAAAUCACACAAAUUCCGCCCCCCCUUUCUGGUCCCUGUGGCAUGGAGCCUUUUGGCGAGGAGGAAACACUCCUCCUAAUUAGGGUUGAAGUGCAAGAGGAAAUCUUGAGAUGGAAGUUGAUCUUUUUUUUUUUUUUUUUUUUUUUUUGAUGGGGUGGGACCAGAGACUGGGAAGAUCUCAACGCUGUUCCCCCACCCCCGCUGCUCCCACCUAACCAAAAAAAAAAAAAGAUGGUUACUUUUUAUUUUUUUUUAACUAAUACUUAUAAUCUUAUACGCUCAGAAAAAUGACAAAGGUCCGUUGUCCAUCCAGAAGUCACUUAAGCGCUCCAAACGCCCUGGGAAAUAAAGCUUACUUGUUCCCUUUCUGAGCCGUGUUUCUGUUUUUAGUGCUACUUUGAUUAUCUCCAGAUCUCAGCGGCUGGGAUGUGCCAGCUCAGUUGGAAUUCAUCUCCGCCUUAGAUCUGGGACUGAGUGCCCACUCUCCCUCCUUGUAAGACAAGGGGGAGAAAAUCAGACUGUUACUGGGGGGAAAAACAACAACAACAACGGAGAAGCCUCUAAUCUGCUGUGACUCAGAAACCAAAAGAAAACUGACGACGGUAUCAUCAUCAUCAGGUUAUUUUUGAAUUCAUGGAAGUGCCCACCGAGAAUAAAGCCAAUUCCUAGCUUCCCAGGACUGCCCGGUUCAAGGACAUUACAUUCAGUGUUUGUCAGCAGUUAUAUGGCUCAGCUGAACUGCCUGUCUGGCAGCGUGUCUAACAAUGGCAGUGCAAAUACAUCUUUUGAGUUGAAAUGCAUUUGUGCUGUUUUUUUUUUUUUUUUUUUUUUUUUUAAAACACAACUUCCCUUUGUUCAUUCAUUCCCUAGAAACGGAAACUUUCAACCUUAAAAUAUAACCCCCCAGACACUCAUCUCUCGCCCCCCCUCCCCCCCGCUGCUCUCUAUCCCCUGGGUCACUAAAGAGAAACCAGACGCUCAGGUUUUAACAAAAGUGCUUGAAGCAAGUGCUGUGAAGCGAGGGCGUGGAGAGAAACUUCCUUUUCUGGGAGGGGCAGGGGACAAUCCCAUACCCGUUUAGUUUUCAAAAAUUAAGUGGCACUGGGGGAGCUGAAAAGGUUCACUCUACGCCAAAUCUAUGCACGGAGCUGAAUAGAACGAUAAGCCGGAAUGGUCUGACUUUGGCAUAAAGAUCUGUGCAGAGGAAGUUUUUAGAUAAGGCCCCCCACCCCACCGCCAUACACAAAACACUUAACGUGCUUACGCCGAUGCAAAUGAGGUGUCGAGAGACACAGUUUGUGGGGGAGGGGGCCCAUGAGCAGAAGUUUCCCUCCAACCCUCUUUACAAUGCACUAGGGAAACCAUCACAAAUCUCGUUUAGCAAAAUAAUGCAUUAUUACCAAACACUUUGAUUAUUACUUAAAUUGUCAAGCUGUGCUGUCAAAUGUAUACAUUACAGCGUUAAAGGAGAACAAGACUGGUGCCUGCGGUAGAAACGGCCCCUUUUCCCAUCCCUGUCCCCAAACCUGCCCUUCCACUCCCCCAAAAUGCCCAGCCCACGGAUGCACUGCUGGAAUUGUUUUCCACUCUGUUAUUAUUAUUACUAUCAUUAUUUUUAAAGAAGAUACAAGGGGAGGAGUAAAAAUAAUCCCAAAAAAUUUACUAAGAGCAAAUAAAAUUAAAUUAAAAAGUACAAUGCAGCUGAGAGAAGAAAUGCUGAAGCCCUUAGAGAGAUCACAUUGAUUGUCUUGUCAGAGUUUAGUCUUUACCACGUCAAGUGAAGAGGUAAUGCAUGACAGCAUGAAAACAAGGCAAACCAAAGGCCAACUUUUUCCUCUUAAUUACAAAAAAAAAAAAAAAAAAAAAAAAAAAGCUUAAUCCCACUAUACUAAAAAAAAAAGCACACCCCAAACACUAUGCUAAAAUAUUCCCUUGCCCUUGUUUGAAAUGAUUUUGAAAUCCUCCCCGUGAUAUUUAAUUAAAAUUAAAGCAAGAUGGCAUUAAAAUUAUCUCAGUGCCUGCACGUAUGGGCAUCUUGCCCUCUGAUGCACAUACGCACAAGAGGGUGAAACCCUAGCCUUGGAGUCAAUGGGCACUUUCCCAUUUACUUUGACAGGGCAAGGAUUUGACUCAAAAGUACUGAGCUGUUAAAGGAAUUCUGCCCCUACCCCAGAAUUCUCCCAUGUCCUAAAUGUGCCAGGCCUCUGUCACUCACCCCAGGAAUUCUGUCACUGUUCCUUCAAACCCCCAGGAAAAGGACAAAGAUAAGGGAAGCCAGGGCUUCCAGACCUGCACAGAUUUGUCAGUGUAGUGCUCUUGUAUGCUUCUGAAUGCUCAGGCCUGCUGUCGCACAGCAGGAGAAGGACAUUUGCCCUUGAAGGGAAAGAAAAAAAAAAAAAAAAAAGACAA
This is a messenger RNA of Dermochelys coriacea (leatherback sea turtle), 14766 nucleotides long. It is a transcript of the gene SLC39A5, whose product is annotated as solute carrier family 39 member 5. The transcript is spliced from 10 exons. Bases 85 to 1941 code for a protein of 618 amino acids. The record is from RefSeq and is a predicted model, not a curated record. Gene Ontology annotation, cellular component: membrane. Gene Ontology annotation, biological process: intracellular zinc ion homeostasis; zinc ion import across plasma membrane; BMP signaling pathway. Gene Ontology annotation, molecular function: zinc ion transmembrane transporter activity. Lineage: Eukaryota; Metazoa; Chordata; Testudines; Dermochelyidae.